AUGGAACGCGUGCUGCAACUCGACACUUCUCAGCAACCUCAAUCAACAUUUCAACCUUCCGAUCACAGCAACUUUGAUCGCCACUUCGAUCUCUUGAUCAAUGAAGAAUCAGACGCUCUUGGUCACGAUUCCAGACUGUUCGAAUCGAGUGAAGUCUUGGCACCAGACAUGUUGGACUUGGACGCUUUCAUGUCGUUUGACGCCAAUGAGAACGACCAGUUUGUAGCCGACAAUGCUGCUGCGCAUGAACGACAAGAAACAUUCAAUCUGCUAGCGACAGGUGAACUUUGCUACGAGAGCCCAAAGUCAUCCCGCAAUUCAGAGGAGUCGCAAAGUAUCAUUCCAGAAAGUUACGGUCCUGGGUGCUGGCUGUCUGUGUGCUCGCCUCCGGGUCUCGCGUGGAUACAACAGCGUACUGGGGUGGAUGAAUUUACAGGCAUAGCUGCAGAUUUGACCGUGGCUUGGGCAAAACAACUGAGACUGGAGCGUAACGAGCCAACGCUUCGCACUUCUGAGCCUGAGUCUGAACUGGCAUGGAAAUACUCAUAUGCAUAUUUCGAGAGAUCUGUGGAUUCGAUAUUCGAGGUGGUCUAUCGGCCGGAGUUUGAAUCGCAUUUGCGCCGUCAUUUUGAGAACAGACAAAGCAACGACGAUCCUGCAUGGUAUGCUCUUCGUAAUGCAGUUUAUGCCUCUGGCUGCCGCCUACAUCACUGUGAGAGCCACGCAGCCAGUUUCACCAAUAUUCAAGAAGAAGCCUGGGGUUAUUUUUCCAAUGCACUAUCCGUCCACAGUGAACUGCUGCUGAGAAGCCCCUCUCUACGAGCGGUUCGAGCAUUGUUGGCUAUGGCACUCUUCGCAGAAGGGCUGGGAAGCCCUGCCUUGGGAUCUGGUCUGAUUGCGAAUGCUAUCUUCCUAUCACAGUCCCUUGGGUUGCACAAGAAAGUCCUGCUCCCAGAAUUGGCUCUGGACCCUGAGACAUUACAGCGAAGUUGGCUUUUCUGGGCAGUAUAUUGCUGUGAAAAGAACAUUGCGCGGAGGACUGGGCGAUCUUCCGUCAUUGACGACGACGACAUUAGCUGCGACAUUCCUGCGGUGGCCCACUCCAGGAGUACAAUCGACCCUAUCAUUAUGAAAUACAUCGUUGAAAGCUGCCAGAUCUCGAGCCGAAUCUGUAAAAAGCUGAUGUCGGCCAAAAGGCUGGACAAUCAACCCGGGAAGUUCUUGGGUAUUGUGGCCGAGUUCGAUAAUGAGCUUCGGAAAUGGAAAAAUUCCAUUCCGGUCGCAAUGCGGCCCAAGGAUCAUCUCAAGCAAUUCGAAGUCUCCCAAAACGUGAGCUCCUUGGAGAAAAUCCUGAUACAAAGCUCAUACUACGACCUUAUGAUGGUGAUUCACGCGCCACUUUCAUACCCCUGGAUCACCAACAGAAUUCGAUGCGACUUAAAUACGAAUAUUCGCGCCCGAAUAGAGACUCAGAUUGCUCAAAGCUCGGAAGAAACGGCGAGAGCGGCCAGAAAUAUCAUCAUCAUGGCCAGAAACUUCGAAAUAAAUGGAGCAAAUACACACGCAUUUAUGUUGCACUAUCCCAUGCACGCUUUUAUAAACUUGUUCAUAUACGUCAUCCAGUCUCCGAGGCUGGAGUCCGUUCGGACAGAUCUCGCAUUGCUAGAUGUGGCAGCGGGCUAUUUUGGACAGAUGGACUUCAUCACUGGUUCCAAACUGAGCUUCCCUUUCACACGGGACAUUGCAACAUUUGGACGUCAGAUAAUGGACACUCACGCCAGCCGACCAGCAAACCUACCCCCAUAUCGAGGAGUCUCUCGUUCUCAAAUUCGAAGUGUUGCGCUUGGGUAA
Molecule: messenger RNA, 1851 nt
Organism: Cladophialophora bantiana CBS 173.52
Lineage: Eukaryota; Fungi; Ascomycota; Eurotiomycetes; Chaetothyriales; Herpotrichiellaceae
Exons: 7
Coding region: 1-1851 (616 amino acids)
Biological process (GO): DNA-templated transcription
Molecular function (GO): DNA binding; zinc ion binding
Source: RefSeq, a predicted model, not a curated record